This is a messenger RNA of Photinus pyralis (common eastern firefly), 1424 nucleotides long. RefSeq names its product NADH dehydrogenase [ubiquinone] 1 alpha subcomplex subunit 10, mitochondrial (gene ND-42). The record is from RefSeq and is a predicted model, not a curated record. The transcript is spliced from 7 exons. Bases 103 to 1332 code for a protein of 409 amino acids. Lineage: Eukaryota; Metazoa; Arthropoda; Insecta; Coleoptera; Lampyridae. Gene Ontology annotation, biological process: mitochondrial electron transport, NADH to ubiquinone. Gene Ontology annotation, cellular component: cytoplasm.
CCAACACCGCAUUAAACAAAACUUGGUUAUGUAAUUCAAUGAAAACCUUUGAAAGUAGAAUUUAGUAUUUAUUAAUCAAAAUAUACACAAACUGAGUUGACUAUGGCAGGAGUUUUUCGCGUUGGACUCCUAAGAGUCUUAUCCAUCAACAGCACGAACAAACUAUUGGCCAACCGAAGCGAACUGAUAGUCCCCAUUCGUACAAUUUCAGGAAAAAAUGCUAGAGCAAUCGCGCCACCCACCAACAAACCGAAGCCCUGGCCCUACAAGACUAAAGGAUAUAAUAUAUUUAACUCCCUUUACGAUAAAACAACUUCAAGAUUUGACGAGAAUUCGAAGAUUAUCGUAGUCGAAGGCCCCAUCGCCGCCGGUAAAACUAAGCUCGCAAAAGAACUGGCUGCCGAAUUGGAUAUGUUGUAUCUGCCCGAGGCAAACCUAGACAUGCUAACGACGAAUAUUUACGGUUUCAAUUUGAAGAAGUUGAACGACCAAAUACCGGAGUCGCUACGCUUCUACGACAUCCCAGAUUUUCUCCUGAAUCCCCGACAUAAAAUGACUGCCUGUUUUCAAAUGCGUCAAUAUGUCGCGAAAUUUUCGCAGUACAUCGAUGCGUUGGCACAUGUGUUUAGUACCGGGCAAGGGGUGAUUUUAGAUCGCUGUGUUUAUUCCGAUUUUGUAUUUAUGGAAUCAAUGUUUAAGCUGAAGUAUAUUUCGCCCGAAGCACGUUCCAUUUAUUACGAUGCGAGAAGUUGUUCAAUCGACGAGUUGUUGAGGCCGCAUUUGAUUAUCUAUCUAGACAUACCAGUCGAAAAAGUAAUGGCUAACGUACAAAAACGCAAUUACACAUGUGAAAAGGACUCCGAGGUAAUCAACCCAAAGUACUUGAAGUCGAUGGAAGACUUGUACAAAUUGGAAUACCUGAAGAAAUUGAGCACACAUUCGGAGUUAUUGAUUUAUGAUUGGUCAGAGCAAGGUGAUAUCGAGGUUGUUGUUGAGGAUAUCGAACGAAUUGACUUCUCAAGAAUUGAUGAGCAGGAUGCUAAAGUGAAAGACUGGGUUUAUCAUUUAGAAGAAGAGUACGGUUGCUUAAGGAAUAAAUACGCCGAUAAGAAAAACCAAUUGAUGAUGUAUUUGAAUAUUCCACGUUUUGACGCUCCUGAAUUGCUUGCAGAUGGCCAAGAUUUUCUGACCUACAGUGAACUAGUCUUAAAUUCCCCCGGGAACGCUUACGAAACCGGAUUCAAUCCUGCAAUGGGCGAUAACGUACUGUUUAGAGUAAGGGACUAUCCUAACUGCGAGACACUACCACUAAUUGAAAGAAGCCUGUCAUAAAUUAAUUGUUACCUAAAUAAAACAUGAAAUUCGUAUUUUCAAUUUUUAUGUAAAACUAAUAUGUAUUUAAACAGUAAAGUGAUAAAACAAAA